UCGAAAGGCGGCGCCUUCCUCCCCGCAGCGGGCCGCUCUUGCAGCAUAGUCUGGGACGGAGCUGUCUCGGUGAUCCAUUGGCCACGCCAGUGCUGUCAACGUCUACACAGAUCACUGGCGGCGUUCCCGUCGGGCACUAUGCUGGUAAACGCAUCGACAGGUCAUCCUGAGGUGGACGUCAAGGACAUUGGCUACGUCCUCAACUACGACUUCCCCACCAACACCGAAGACUACGUCCAUCAGAUCGGUCGAACUGCUCGUGCCGGUCGCCAAGGAACGGCGAUUACCUUCUUCACUACCGCUGACGCAGGCAAGGCUCGCGACCUGCUGAGCAUUCUGCGUGAGGCCAAGCAAGAUAUUCCCCCUGAGUUGGAGGAGAUGGCUCCUUACGGCGGACGUGGUGGUGGAGGUGGACGUGGCGGCAGGGGCGGCCGCGGUGGGCGUGGUGGGUACGGUGGUGGGUACGGCGGUGGCGCAAAUGCCGCACCGCUCGGUGGAGGCAGCAGGGGUGGAUAUGGUGGUGGUGGAGGAGGGUACGGCGGUGGACGCUGGUAAAGUGUGGCGCGCAGCGCUGCCUUCUUCAAAAAUUUCGUUACGUCUCAAGCCCCUGUACUGGCCUUUGUUGCUUCACAUCACACAUCCACACCUUCUUUUGAAUAGCGACGAUAUAGAUUGGCAGCCUCACUCGCAUUGAUCGAUUGAGCGACGC
Molecule: messenger RNA, 709 nt
Organism: Jaminaea rosea
Lineage: Eukaryota; Fungi; Basidiomycota; Exobasidiomycetes; Microstromatales
Exons: 3
Coding region: 139-555 (138 amino acids)
Biological process (GO): rRNA processing
Cellular component (GO): nucleus; ribonucleoprotein complex; cytoplasm
Molecular function (GO): RNA helicase activity; RNA binding
Source: RefSeq, a predicted model, not a curated record